AUGUCGAGCUCGGUAAAAACACGCGACUCUGCACUUAACGCCAUUAAGCAGUAUAUGGCUAAGAGUACGGACGAUGCUUUUACAAUGGAUGCAGAAAGCAUAAAAAGUUAUAUGCAACUGCUCAGUGAACAGUGGACUCGCUUUAAUAGCGCUCAAGAUGCGGUCGAAAUUUCGUGUGGAUGUGACAAUGUAGACAUUGAAGAAAGUGUGCGAACUCAAGCUGAGACGUGGUACUCUACGGCUUUAGCAAACUUCAAUCGCGUACAGAAGUGUCGUGCCGAAGCGCAACCCGCGUCCGUGACAACGCCUGUGUCUGCAGCAAUACGGCUGCCAAAGAUGGAGCUGCCUAACUUCUCUGGGGACUCCACGGAGUGGAUCGGUUUUUUUGACGCAUUUUCUACCUUGGUCGACUGUAAUGCCGCAUUGUCAAAUGGUCAAAAACUUCACUAUCUUCGUAGUUGUUUAAGGGGUGACGCGUUAAAAAUCAUAAGUGGGUUUAAGAUAUGUGAUGUUAACUAUGAAGAAGCUUGGGACCUACUAAAAUCGCGGUAUAAGGUCAUGCGCGUUAUAGUUGAAGGACAUUUUAGAGCUAUGGCUAACGUAAAGAGGGCAGCUAGUGAUACCGUCGACGCAAUUAAGGGAGUGAUCGACGCCUUCCAGCAACACAUACACGAGCUUAAGGCUUUGGGACGCCCAGUGGAAUUUUGGGACGAUUGGCUAGAGUACGAACUAGUCAAUAAAUUAGACUUCGAGACACGAAAGCAAUGGGAGCUAUCACUCGUUACUGAUGAGCCUCCGUCAUUCGAACAGCUGUCCACGUUUUUAGAAGUUAGAUGUCGUUCUCUAUCAAUGCUAUCACCGUCAACGGUAUUAGUGUCAGCUAAGGGUAAAACCGCGUCGGUGUGUAAGUCUACGAAAGUGUUUCACGCAGUGCAAGAUCAGAACAGCACGGGCUGUACAUUUUGUAACGGGCCACACAAAAUAUACAGUUGUGAAAAAUUUCGGGACCUUGACGCAAACGGUAAAUCGAAAUUUGUGAGAGAAUCGCGCGUGUGCAUGAACUGCUUGAGUUCAGGCCAUUAUAAGGCAAAGUGUAACAGCACAUCUGCAUGCAGGAUUUGCCAUCAACGCCAUCACACGCUGUUGCAUAAUACUGCCGCUACAACUAACGCUACAACCGUUGCUCAUUUCGUCAACAGCGCCUCUCUUAGGCCUUUCUCCCCUGCAGCAGACGUCAUGCAUCAAACGAACGCAACCGUUUCAUCCAAUAACGGUCCUUCCACAGACAUCGCUGCUGCCUGUACGUCUUCAUAUUUGAAUGCCAAUCCCAACCAGCCUCAUCCAAGAGAAAGGACUGUGCUGUUGGCAACCGCCUUGGUCAAGGUACGCGAUUGCUCUGGUCAUUGGCAACCCGCUCGCUUGCUGUUUGAUUCUGGUUCGCAUGCUUCCUUCGUAACCGAGUCAUGUGUACAACGCUUGGGAUUACCGCGAAGAGGGUCCGCAAUAUUGAUUUCUGGAAUUGGUUCCUCCCGAGGGAUACGCUCUAGAGGUGAAGUAUUACUUUCAUUAUCAUCUCAUUUUUCAGCCCAAUGCUUUACUGUUGACGCAUUGAUUCUGCCUAAAAUCACAAGUGAUUUGCCAACACAGCCCUUGAAGGUGUCGGCGUGGCCGCACAUACAAGAUCUACUUUUAGCCGAUCAGCACUUCAUGAAACCCAGGCGUAUCGAUAUCUUGGUUGGAAUGGGCGUCAUGGGACAGCUCCUCUGCUCGGAGAUUCGUAAGGGGCCACCCGGUACGCCCAUGAAUCAACGAACGGUUUUCGGUUGGACGCUGUUUGGAAAUGUCGAUGGAUCCAAAUCCACUUCGCUCGGCUUACAGUCUCUGCAUUGUGAAGUUCAUUUAGAUCGAGCGCUCACUAGACUUUGGGAGUUAGAAGAAGCACCGAAAAAGGCCCACCUCACCUACGAAGAACGCUAUUGUGAAGAGCUUUUCGAAAAAACGCACAGAAGGUCACCUGACGGGCGAUUUAUAGUAGAGCUGCCGCUGAAAUCUGACGUAGCCUUGGGAGCAUCACGAAGUUAUGCUGUUCGAAGUCUACUAAGCAUCGAAAAAAGACUUGCGCGAGAUGAGGACCUACGCCAACGCUGCAAUGAGUUCAUGCAAGAACUCCUCGACAUGAAGCACAUGGAACUUGCACCACCGUCAACGGAUCAAACGUUCUGUAUGCUGCAUCACCCCGUUGUAAAAGAGUCAAGCGUCACGACUAAAUUGAGAGUCGUGUUCAAUGCGUCCGCCAAAACCACCACCGGGAAUUCGUUGAACGAUGCAUUAUUUGUUGGUCCCCAAUUGCAACCGAUCUAUGCUUGGACUGACUCAACUAUUACAUUGGCAUGGCUUCAGGCGCAUCCUAGUAAGUGGAUAACCUUCGUUGCCAAUCGCGUUGCUGACAUCCAAGAAGUCUUACCGCUUGAAUGUUGGAAUCAUAUCCGCUCUGAACUAAAUCCAGCAGAUUGCGCUUCUAGAGGUGUAGCCCUGUCUGAACUACUGUAUCAAAAACUAUGGUGGUCUGGUCCUGAAUUCUUAAAAGGUCCUGACCAUUUCUGGAAGCUAUCACCUUCGCAACACACAACUCAGUUGGGCGUUCGUAGCAAGGUCGUCACCCACGCUACUAGCUCAGAUGACCACUGGCCGGUAUUUAUUCAUUUAUUCAGUCUACCAAUAAUCACCAAUAAACCACGAAUCAACGCUCCUAAACGGGUCGGUCCUCCCUGCUGUCAAGAGAUAUCCGAAGCUGAACUGCGCUUGAUAAGAAGAAAGCCGAUUCCGCUUCGGAGUAGUAUUUUGACAUUGCAGCCAUAUCUCGAUGGGAAAAACGUCUUGCGAGUAGGAGGUAGGAUCAAGAACGCUGAAAAAGCUGCUGAUGUAAGACAUCCGAUUAUCCUGCCAAAAAACUGCCCACUUGCGAAACUGCGAGUGGUUACGCUGAAAACACCGCAUGGCGAAUUAGUUCGGCCCAUAGUAAAGCUCUGCCCUUUACCAACGAAGGGAGACUUAUUUCACGAAGAAACUACUAAUUCAUCAUAA
Messenger RNA from Anastrepha obliqua, 3084 nucleotides. RefSeq lists its product as uncharacterized. NCBI's taxonomy places the organism in Eukaryota, Metazoa, Arthropoda, Insecta, Diptera, Tephritidae. The coding region runs from base 1 to 3084 and encodes 1027 amino acids. The transcript has 2 exons. The record is from RefSeq and is a predicted model, not a curated record.